GGUCAAUAAAACAUAUUGACUUUUUAUUAUCGAAUCAUCAAUACGGUUGAUUAUGUGAUCUAAUAAAGUCAAACUUUAUAUUUUGAUGCAAUAUUAAAAUGCAAAUUAAAAUGCAAGACAAUGUAUUUGUCAAAUGAUUGUUUGUUUAAACUAUAAAUUAGAGCAGGCAAAAUCAUUCUAGAAUCUAAAAACGUAUGAACGAAAGAUUAUUUUUUUACCCCACUUAUCUUAAAGCAAAUAAUAGCCUAUACAGACUAUUUCUUAUACCAUAUAAAAGUUUAGAAGUUGUAAAAACCCAGACACAUUUGAAAUAAAACGCCUACCAUUUUAUGGUUUAAAAUGUGACAUAUCACCACAAUACUUCGUAUAACUUGUUUUAUAUCAGUUUGAUCGAGAAUUGUGGUCAAAACAGAUUAAAUGACAUGUUAUUCAAAUAUUACAAUUGUUAAAUGGGUUGAAACCUACCUUAAGUACAGAAAUGUUUUUUUUUAUUGUUGACACUGCAAUGUGCCAGCCAGCCAGACCACAAUUUUGGAAAAGUUGUCAUGGCAGCACAAAACUCACACAUUGUCACAUGACCUAACCCAGAUGUUUAACAGAUGUCACUUGGGAACUUUAUGAGUUAAAAGCCAAGAAAAAGCCUUUAAAAGGACCUUUCCAGAUCCUUUGGAUAUUCUAGAUGCAAGCAGAAUAUACUUGUUCUCAGAUGACCCGUCUACUUUACCUUCAAACAUCUUUUAUAUAUUUGAAAAUAUGGGGAAAUAUGGAGAAAAACCGUGUCAGUGGCAUAAUGGACUGGUUUCGUCAGCAUUUUGGAAAACAAAGGAAUGAGUUGGACCAAGGUAACCCAUGUAAAUGCCCUCAGAAGGACCAUUUUGCCUUAAGAAAUUCCAAAAGCUCCUCUGGAAACCACACAUACACCGCUCAUUGUGAAACCAGCUGCUCUGGGGAGUCUAGCGUGUCUUCAGCAUCCUCUUCAUUACCCUCCAAAAAAUCAUCCGUCUCCACCUCAGAAAGCCCUCUGCCCGCUGUUCUCUCCUCAAGCUUCCGUUCAACUCUAAAAUUUGACGUUUGUUUGUGUCACAGCGAUAAAGACAUUGAUCAAGUGCGCAGCCUGGCCUCCUUCCUAGAAGCCCCUUCCAAAGGUCUACGCUGUUACCUGCUGGAAAGGGAUUGUCCACCAGGUGGAGCUGUGUCCACUGAGCUCCUGCAGGCUGUGCAUGACAGCCACUGCUGGGUGUUGCUCAUCACACCCAACUUCCUAAAGGAUGACUGGUGCUUGUACCAGAUGCACCAGGUCCUGUCUGAGGGACCCAUUUCACAGAGGAUCAUCCCCACUGUACUAAAUAUACCCAGAUCUGAGCUCCCACAGGAACUGCGAUUUGUCUUUAGUGUGGAUUUGAACAGGAACAUAGAGGGCGGCUACAACCAAGUGUACAAGACAGUGAUUCAUUAUUUGAAGGACAUGCUUGAGAAGGAAGAGUCCUGCAAUGUCGCAGUCAGAUAGCUGAGAGUCAAAAUGAAGAUGUCUCAGUGUCCAUAUUAAGCUUUAUUAAUAAUUGUAUUAUUAUUCACUUCCAAGAAGUGACAUCCACCAACCAAGUUGUACUGUAACUUUCUGUACACUGUCAAAAAGAAUAAACAAUAUAUGUAUUAUUUUGUUAUUUUUGUUCGAGGUAGGGGUUAUAUUAAGAUAUUUAUAUUGUGUUCCUUGUGAAAUAUAAAGCCAGAUAGAGAAUCGUGAGACAUAGGAUUAAGGUCAACAAAAUCUUUCUGAUUUUAGGUAAUCUUCAGAUUAAGGAAAAUGCUUUCCUCCUACAAACCAUAAAUGGUUUUAGCAAAUCUUUUAAUAACAUGUAAGACUACUGUAUGUCCUCUUAUAUUAAGCAGUGAAGCAGUUCACAAAUAAAAUACAUUCUAAUUGUGUUAUCAGUAUUAUAUGCAAAUUAUAGAUUUUUUUCAAACACACAGGCCAUGAUUUUGGUUUUCUGCCUGUUGUCAUUUGUGCUUGAAUCUGUCCCAUGAAUUGCAGUCAGGUGAUUCAUUGUAGUGUUUUAGUGUCAGAAGUGCCAUUCGCCACAGUAGGAUGUGCCUUGUAAACCAGUGGGACACCUCAAAGAACUUCUGGUCUGACUGCUGAGGUAUGAUUAAAUGUUCUGGGCAAACAAUACUGCAUGUGUCAUAAAUCCCCCUGCAAAUGUGGCUUUAAUAGUGUUUUAAAAAUGCCAAGUCUGAAUUGCUUAAAAAUCCUAAAAUCCAUGUUAUUUUUUUACCCUGAUUUGGAUUGUCAUAUAGAAUACUGCAGAUCGUCGCUGUCCUUCCAAAUCCGCAGAUGAAAAAACAUACUUUUUAAAUGAUUAUGUACUGUGAUGUCAAAGUUGGCAAGCUCUAUUGAAUACUUUUUAUUGCUUAGAUAUUUGCCAAACCAACUGACAAACAAAGGUUGAUUUAAUAAUGAUUUAUGACAAAACCCCCCACAAAAUAUGGAUAUUCAAGGUUUCAGAAGGACAUCAGCGAUAUAUACUUUGUCGUAACUGUCUUGCAGGUACAAAGCUGAAACUGUGCAUUUUUGCAUAAACCGUGCAGAUCUGUGCGAAUUAAAAAGGGAUAAAUUGUUGGAGGAAUAAGAUUAUUUAAAA
This is a messenger RNA of Triplophysa rosa, 2639 nucleotides long. It is a transcript of the gene tirap, whose product is annotated as toll-interleukin 1 receptor (TIR) domain containing adaptor protein. The transcript has 5 exons. Gene Ontology annotation, biological process: signal transduction. The coding region runs from base 680 to 1507 and encodes 275 amino acids. The record is from RefSeq and is a predicted model, not a curated record. NCBI's taxonomy places the organism in Eukaryota, Metazoa, Chordata, Actinopteri, Cypriniformes, Nemacheilidae.